This is a messenger RNA of Eufriesea mexicana, 967 nucleotides long. RefSeq lists its product as uncharacterized. Bases 54 to 803 code for a protein of 249 amino acids. Lineage: Eukaryota; Metazoa; Arthropoda; Insecta; Hymenoptera; Apidae. The transcript has 6 exons. The record is from RefSeq and is a predicted model, not a curated record.
CGUCGCUCAGUGAUCGACUUUCCCGCGAAAAUUUCGUGAAAAAUUGAGAGAAGAUGAAGCUUCUGCGAAUCGUCCUGCUGUCGCUUUUCUCGCAAGUGCACUGUGGUACCUUGGCUAAGUUGGAAUCGAGAGAGAAUGAAACGGAAAUGGACCAACAGAGGAGCGUCCGAGUUCACAGGGUCGCUGACCACGAGUUCCUCAACAAUGACGAUUCUCGAAUAAGAGACAGGCUCAGGCAAAUGCUACAAUUUGGACACGAGGAACUGGCGAAGCUCCUGACAGACUUUCCAAAUUUGAGCAACCUCGUGCAACACGAGGGCCAGUUGUACAAGGAACUGACCACGAUUCUGAAGGACCUCGUUCUAGAAGGAACCGUCACUCUAAAGAGUGUGGAUCUCGCGAUCAGGGAAAUGAAGGAUGCGUCAUCGACGUUUGUUAACCCGAAGAAUGAUAACAAACUGGAGGAUCCCCAGGAAGAACUCGAGGAGUUAGACACUUAUCACCAGGAAGCUUCAGUAAACGAAAGUCGGGAGAACUCGAGUAACUGUUCAAAAGCGAAUCCGAAAAAUCGACUUUCAACUUCCCUGAUCGACUCGACGAACGAGAGAGAAUCUAAAACCACGAACAUCGUGAAGACCCUGGACCACGUGCUACUGGAGAUUCAGAACCACCUAACCUUCGUUCGACGCAUGUUUGACAGACUCUGCAGAAAACAUCGGUCCACGUUGCCGACUCGAACCAGCUACGACCACCGUGAAAUAUUCGCGUUGAUGAAUCAGCCGAAAAAGGUGUCGAUACUUUAGAUACCUCGGGUAUCUCGCGAAACCGUUCAUACUUAUAUAAUUCAUGAUUUAUUCCCGCCUAGUAUUCCCGUGUACUCCCUGUACCACGAACAAUUGUAAACCUCGGUAUAUUUUAUAGAACCGGUUUACCGAUUUUGUUUACCGAUAAUAAAGACGUCGGAAAA